Molecule: messenger RNA, 915 nt
Organism: Linderina pennispora
Lineage: Eukaryota; Fungi; Kickxellomycota; Kickxellomycetes; Kickxellales; Kickxellaceae
Exons: 1
Coding region: 178-801 (207 amino acids)
Molecular function (GO): oxidoreductase activity, acting on paired donors, with incorporation or reduction of molecular oxygen; iron ion binding; heme binding
Source: RefSeq, a predicted model, not a curated record
UUUCUAGUAUUAUGCGAGGAUGCACAAUACUGUGCUAGGAUUGUCGUUGGCAUAGCAUGAUAGCGAGCGUUGUACUGGAUACCGAGCCACUGCAUCCAGGACACCACUCUCUCCAGAUAUACUGCCUGUAUCCACUUUCUCUCUAGGUAGCUAUUCAAUAUCUCCUACCUUAUAAAAAUGAUUCUAGAGCAUAUACUCGGCGCUUUGCAACGGCCUAUUGGGUCUGCCACCUUCUGGCCUGUCAUCACUCUGGUUGUGGCAGUAUACGUCGCACGGCUGAUUCGCCAUGCAUUUUUCACCCCACUUGCCCGCAUCCCCAGACCGUUCAUGAACAGGCUCUCCAAUCUUCCGCUCAUGUACAAGCUUUUUUGCGGGCAGUACCAUUCAUACUCUACUGAACUCCACGAGAAAUACGGCGAGGUGGUGCGCAUCGGCCACGACCAUAUAUCUCUAUCCAGCACCUCCGAUACCCGCCUUGUUCUUGCCACCCAUGCAUUUCGGAAGGGUCGCAUGUAUGAGGACAUUGUUAACUGCGGUGCUGUAUUAGAUACAUUCUCCACAACCGAUCCUGAGAUCAACAAGCUCCGUCGACGCCAGAUAGGCGAUGCGUUUUCGAUGCGCACGAUGUGUAACGUCGAGAGUCUGGUGGUGGAUACAGGAGUCAGCUCGCUCAUGAACACGUGGGACAGCGAUAUUUCCAAGCAAGGAGAGGCAGCUAGAGUCAACUAUUUCUACUCGUUCCAUUGCAUGGCUACGACGUCAUCGGCGAGCUGUUCUUUGGUGCAAGAUUUACCACUCUGAGAACCGGCGUCAUGGCCAUUAUUGACAUGGUUCACGACACAACAGGCUUUUCCAUAUUUGCAGGACAGGUUCCACUUGUUGCUGACAUUCCAUGGAUCCUCAGACGACAGGCAA